AUGCCGAAGACGCCACAGAGCCUAUCACAAGCGUUAUUUACUUUGUACUCGUCCCUUGGGUUUCCACAGUGGCACGUGAGUUUCACCUUCCUACUUCUCUGGAUCGAGCCCGCCACUGUACUCGACAUCUACUACUACUACUUCAACGCCUCCUCUCACAAACAUCUCUUUGAAUUUGACCCGAUUAAAUUACCGAAGCUGCCACCGUUCUCCACCGGAGACCUCCCGUCAUUUCUUCAGCCAUCGAAGGCGUUACCGUCGGCUCUUGUAACCUUGAGAGAACACAUCAAAGCUCUCGAAUCGGAAUCGAAUCCUAAGAUCUUGGUGAACACUUUCUCCGAAUUGGAACAUGACGCGUUAACCUCCAUCGAGAAGCUAAGGAUGAUUCCGAUUGGACCUUUGGUUUCCUCCUCCUCCGUCGAUUCUUUAACCGGAAAAGCCGAUCUUUUCCGAUCGUCGGAGGAGGACUGCAUCAAAUGGCUAGAUUCGAAGCUAGAGAAGUCCAUUGUUUACAUAUCCUUAGGGACUCAUGCCGACGAUUUGCCAGAGAAACACAUGGAAGCGCUCACUAGCGGCGUGUUAGCCACAUGGAGACCGUUCUUGUGGGUGGUGAGGGAGAAAAAUCCAGAGGAGAAGAAGAAGAAUCGGUUUCUUGAUUUGAUCAGAGGAGACGAUAAGGGAUUGGUGGUUGGGUGGUGUUCUCAGACGGCGGUUUUGGCACAUCCAUCGGUGGGGUGUUUCGUGACUCAUUGCGGUUGGAACUCGACGUUGGAAAGCUUGGAGAAUGGAGUUCCGGUGGUGGCGUUUCUGCAGUUCGCAGACCAGUGCACAACGGCGAGAUUGGUGGAGGACAUGUGGUGGAUUGGAGUGAGGGUGAAGGAAGGGGAGGGAGGACACGUGGAGGGGGAUGAGGUGAGACGGUGUUUGGAGAAGGUGAUGAGCAAUGGAGACUAUGCGAAGGAGAUCAGGGGGAAUGCAGCGAGGUGGAAGAGGCUGGCUGUUGAUGCGGUGGCGGAAGGAGGAACGUCGGAUUUGAAUCUUAAGCGAUUUGUGGAAGAGUGA
This is a messenger RNA of Thlaspi arvense, 1062 nucleotides long. Lineage: Eukaryota; Viridiplantae; Streptophyta; Magnoliopsida; Brassicales; Brassicaceae. The record is from the annotation of a GenBank genome assembly.